AUGUGUUCUGCACCCCUGGGCUUGGAUGCUAGCAGAAGCGGCAACGUCCUUGAUCUAGAAAAAAUAAGCAAUCUUGUACGAUCGGUGUCCAUAGCCGACACUCAAACGAACCGCAGCGGCCACACGCUGGCCACACCAUGGGACAAUGGAAGUAACAGAGGGGGUUCUGUCAACCAAGAUUACGGCAGCCGAUCGUUUAACAACCGCGAGAGCAGGGAACAUUCCCGCCGCGAUAGUAGGGACACAAGCAGCCACCGCGAGAGAGUCGAGAGAUUGACGUUGGGCUCGCGCAAUGAACAUCUCCGUCACGAUAGCGGGACAGUCGGAGGGCAGACUGCUUCAGAAUACCAGCUGCAGGAGGCUCAUCAGUCAAUGACUAGACGACAUGACUACGACGUGCAAGCCAUGGAGGCUGACCUCAGCCCCCGACAGGGCGUCAGCAAGAACCUCAUUCCCGCACCAAUAGUCACGGUACGAAGCGAGUUUCCUUCCCUGAACCGUUCCAGACAACAGCAGCCUCUCACGUGUCUGGUUACGGUUGAAGUUCCUGGCGGUAAAUGGUCGCCAGAUCCAGAGCAAAUGCGACAGACUCCUGGCGCUGCCGUGUCUGCAGACGACGCGCAGUCGUUAGCUGUAAAGCCGCAAACCCUCCCCAGUCCUGACCCGCAAAAACAGGCUCGGUCUCUCCAUGAAUCUGAGGAAAUGCUCAGUGCAAUCGCAGAAGACCUGCGGCUGCGUGUUGAUAAUUGGCAUGGCCUGGAGUUCUCAAGAUUCGGCAAGUUGAAACUUCACGGAACUAUCCGCGUAGGAAAAGACAGAUCCUCAUGGCAGGAACUGGAGUGUUAUCUCUUCUCUGAAAUGCUCAUUUGCGUGAAGGAGAAGAAGAACGGACAUAGCCAGAGCCAGAGCCUGUUUGAGGAGCCAGUUGCGCAGCGUUCCAGCCCCAGGUAUACAUUGAAAGGGUCGAUUCUCAUCAAGAAACAUCUUAAGGAUCUAGAGACCGUGGCUGACGAGCUUGUAUUGACUCUGAAUCUCUCUGUGAACGAGCUUCCGAGCUUCCACUUGAGGUUCUCAAACCAAAGCCAGUUAGAUACAUGGAAGCGAGCACUACGAGAUCUACAGAACGGAGGUGUAACGCCCCACUCUGAGCCUGAGGUGGAAACACCUGCAGUUGAAGAAGAUGACUAUAGGAACUCAAAGACGACGAGCAAGCGAGAGUCGUCAGGAUAUUCAUCUUCUUACGGCGCUGGAAAGUCCAGCAACACCGCAAUAACUGACUACACUAGCCCCGGCCGUGAGCCCAUGCCGCUAUCGACAUUCCACGUACCACUCGAUAUCGUCGUUGUCAUCCCUGUUUCAUCGUCCAUGCAAGGUCUUAAGAUCUCCUUGCUUCGCGACACACUACUGUUCCUAGUCCAGAACCUUGGCCCACGCGAUCGCAUGGGCUUGGUUACAUUUGGAUCGUCAGGCGGGGGUGUCCCUGUUGUUGGAAUGACUUCGAAGACGUGGAAUGGAUGGGGCAAGAUAUUCAACUCCAUCCGCCCGGUGGGCCAGAAGAGCUUACGCGCCGAUGUUGUCGAGGGUGCAAAUGUGGCCAUGGAUCUUCUCAUGCAGCGCAAGUCGUAUAACCCUGUGUCAACGAUACUGCUCAUCAGCGAUUCGCAAACAACCGACCCAGAAAGCGGCGACUUCGUCGUCUCCCGCGCCGAAGCCGCAAAGGUUGGCAUCCAUACAUUUGGUCUUGGCUUGACGCAUAAGCCCGACGUUAUGAUCGAACUCUCUAGUCGAACAAAGGCGUCGUACACGUACGUCAAAGAUUGGAUGAUGUUGCGGGAGUGUAUUGCUGGAUGCCUCGGAGCGUUGCAGUCAACUUCGCAUCAAAAUGUCAAACUAAAGCUACGUCUACCCGAGGGUUCUCCUGCACGAUUUGUGAAGAUCAGCGGCGCAAUGCACACUACCAAACGCGCGACGGGAAGGGAUGCAGAGGCUGUUCUAGGUGACUUAAGGUUUGGGGAUAAACGAGAGGUCCUGGUCCAGCUCGCUAUCACCCCAGAUACCUCCGCUCCUGAACAUGUUCCCCAGGAUCCUUGGGAAAGUAUUGUUUCUGGCCUCGAGGCACUUGGUGGACCAAUUGACAGCGAUGACCAGCGGGUAGCAAGCAUAGAAGAAGUCCCGCUAAUUCAGGCUGAUGUUACGUACGGUGACAUACUGCGGGAGGGUCACUUAACGCACUCACCACGGCCCUCGCUUCUGGCCAUCACCAUGUUCCCGCAGCACCAGAAGUCGAAGAAUGUUGGACGACCCAUUAGUCCUCCAAUUCCCCCUCACCCGUCCAUUGUCCAGCGACGAAUGGAGCUACUCACUUCCGAUAUGCUGAUGAGAUCACUUACUCUUGUUACCCGCGGUCAACAUGAUCGCGCCCAUCAUCUUCUUGCCGAAACAAGAAGUAUCCUCAAGGGACUAGGAAAAGGCGGCCUGCCUCCGUUGCCACCGGGGGCUGCGCCAAUCCCAACUCCAAGGCACACUCUCACCCCUACGCUCACUCCUGCUUCUGAAGCACACUCCCCUGGCACCUGCUCGCCCCAUUUUCCCGAUUCCCUCGAUUGUCGCGGUUCGUCCCACUCAUCCGAAGCAGCGACAAUUACUCCUGUAGCAGCCGUUGAUCCCGCAAUCAUCUCUGCAUUGGAUGCCGACCUUGAAGCUGCACUCGAAUGGAUAACCCAUCCCGCCGUCUUCAGUCGUGAUUCUCGCAAGGCAGUACUCCAAGCCAUUGGUGUCAUCUCCUCGCAACGAGGAUACACCUUCCGAACUCCCUCUGAAUCACUAUGGGCGGAGCGCAUACCUGGCGUGAAGCGCUUGACUGAACGAUCCCGAGAGUGGCGCGAAGUUGGUGACGAGUCGUUGGCUGAAGAAUAA
This is a messenger RNA of Arthroderma uncinatum, 2916 nucleotides long. RefSeq names its product von Willebrand RING finger domain-containing protein. The transcript has 6 exons. The record is from RefSeq and is a predicted model, not a curated record. Lineage: Eukaryota; Fungi; Ascomycota; Eurotiomycetes; Onygenales; Arthrodermataceae. Bases 1 to 2916 code for a protein of 971 amino acids.